Messenger RNA from Pomacea canaliculata, 4353 nucleotides. Its product is annotated as latent-transforming growth factor beta-binding protein 4-like. The transcript is spliced from 21 exons. The record is from RefSeq and is a predicted model, not a curated record. Gene Ontology annotation, molecular function: calcium ion binding. Lineage: Eukaryota; Metazoa; Mollusca; Gastropoda; Architaenioglossa; Ampullariidae. The coding region runs from base 784 to 2922 and encodes 712 amino acids.
GAUGGGGCGGGCAGCAAGUCGCCAAGGAUGCAUUUUCUUGCGUCACCUGACACUUGGCUUGUCGCAAGAGAAGAGAUAGGACUGCGCUUCAGCGGUACGAGAAGUCUGGUGGAUCUUCGCCACGUGAAGGUGGAGCACGAGUGUAUUUCUAUCUUCAGAUGCUCGCCGUUUUCGUUUGGAGCCCUGUUAUUUUCACGAAUUACACGUGUGCCUCGCGAAUAUCAAAAUUUCCGGGAGCUAUUCCUUAAAAUGUAUCACCAUCUUUUAUGUCGUUGCUCAAAGAUUCACAAGACUGAUGACGGAGGUAAGUUCACAGUAAAAGCGACAGGAGCACCAGCAGAAGUGGCGGAUGUCUGUAAGAGUGCCGACAUCUCGGGCAACACGAUACACAAAGCGCGGCAUGGGUUUGUCUUGGAAAUAAGAAAAACUGACGAAAAAAAAAAAAAAGGGGGAAAGCAAAGACUAUUUUACAAGAGUUCUUGUGGCUAGUCUACCGUGCUGAGCAACAUGUCAGCCAGGAAGUUUGUUGUGCUAGUGUUGGUGGUGUUUGCCAAGGCGCAGGAUGGAUACACGGUCAACGACGACAUCAACACGUCCACAGCCGUGGACAAUACGCAGACCACGACGAACCUCUUUUCUACGAACUGAAUUCCGAAGACGAUUUUCCCUCGUUUGGUCCCCGAAGCUUCGUCUUUUGGACUGGCAACGCAGAGGAGGAGGGCAGAGGAGGACCUCCUGGUAGGGACUGUGGACUCGAACGACGAGAUUUUCAGUGAAUGCGUCAUGGAGAGUAACCCUUGCGACCAGGUGUGUUACCUGAUUGGUCUGGACACCACGAUCUGCGACUGCCACCCUGGGUAUGCUUUGCUCCCCGACGGCCAGACGUGCAGAGACGUGGAUGAAUGUGACCUGAGCUUUUGUGGAGAACACGGUACGUGCACAAACACCCUGGGUAGCUUUGCGUGCACCUGCCACCCUGGAUUUCUACCUGGCCGUGGUGGCAUUUGUGUCGAUUUUGACGAAUGCGCGGACCCAGAAGUGUGCCCUGGCCCAGCGCAGUGCACUAACCUGGAGGGCUCGUACAGGUGUGACUGUCCACCCGGAUAUGCCUACGUCAUCAACCAGUGUCAAGAUGAAGACGAGUGUCUGAUGGAGGUGUGUGGAGAACACAGCUACUGCAACAACACCCUGGGCAGCUACACAUGCAGUUGCGAGACCGGCUAUACCCCGGCCCCCAACGGCUCAUGCGUGGAUGUUGACGAAUGCGGUGACCCGGAAGUGUGUCCAGGCCCAGGGCAGUGCACUAACCUCGAGGGCUCCUACAGGUGUGACUGUCCAGCCGGUUAUGCACACGGUAUUAAUGGGUGUCAAGAUGAGGACGAGUGUAUGAUGGCGGUGUGUGGGGAGCACAGCUACUGCAACAACACGGUGGGCAGUUACACAUGUACCUGUGAGACUGGCUAUACCCUGGACCCCAGCGGCUCAUGCGUGGACCUCAACGAGUGUGAAGGAGACCGAGCCUCAUGCAGCCAGCAGUGCGUGAACCUGCCAGGUCACUUCCGGUGCGAGUGCUUGCCAGGCUUUCGUCUUUCAUCCGACAACAUCACCUGCAUUGAUGUCGAUGAGUGUCUCCUUGGCUACGGUGGGUGCCAGCAGAGAUGCAACAACCUUCUGGGGACCUACUACUGCAGUUGUCAUCAGGGGUACCGACUGAGUAUCGACGGCGUUUCUUGCUUAGAUAUAGACGAGUGCUUGCAGAACCAGGGUGGCUGUGAGCACACUUGUACCAACACUGUAGGUGGGUUUGUCUGCUCCUGUCCGCCGCAUCUAUCUCUGUCGCCUGACAACCGAACAUGCCAAGGUGCUGGGGUUUCCAGAUGUGAGCAGCAGAACGGCGGCUGUCAACAGGUGUGCGUCACGUUACCUGAGGGAGGCUACAGGUGUGACUGUCAUGCCGGCUACCAGAUACAGUCAGACCACGCGACUUGCGAAGAUGUGGACGAGUGUGCACAUGCCAACGGUGGGUGCCACCAGCGUUGUCUCAACAGUCCCGGAAGCUACCACUGCGCAUGCGAGGAAGGUUACUCCUUAAGGCGUGACGGCGAUGGGCUUGUUACUUGCGAAGCUACCUGCGACCCUCCGUGUCGUAACAACGGGCGGUGUGCUGCACCUGGACUGUGUGUCUGCCCACCUGGGUACCCGGGUUCUGACUGUUCUCCGUUGUGCACCCCGCCUUGUGUCCACGGGGGCGCGUGUAUUCGUCACAAUGUGUGCAGCUGUGCAGAAGGCUGGAGCGGCCUAGGCUGCAGGGAAGCCAACUGCGCUCCAGGAUGCCGUAACGGAGGCCGGUGCAUCGCGCCCAACACGUGCCAGUGCGCGGAUGGCUAUGACGGCGCCAGGUGUGAAGCAGCUACCUGUACCCCGCCCUGUGAACAUGGAGGGCGCUGCGUGCGACCCAACGUCUGCGCAUGUCGACCGACCUACAUUGGGCCUCACUGUGGUCUCCGCUCGGCCGUGACGGCAGACGGGAGGAGCUGUCAGCCGCCAUGUGUCAACGGCGGUCAGUGUGUCCUCGGUCGCUGUCGUUGUCCAGCAGGAUUUCUGGGCCAGUCCUGCGAGCAAGCUGUUGAACCCGAAUGUCGCCCACGAUGUUCAAACGGUGGUACCUGUCUCCAUGGUAACACGUGCCAGUGUCCGGAGGGCACUAGCGGCCAUCGUUGCCAGCAAAGCCACUGUCGCUUAGUGACCUAUACACAGUCACUAAGACAAGGCGUGCGGAGGCCGGUGACGGAGGCCUACAACAUUCCCUGUGGUCGGUUUGGCUGGCAAACAUGCACUGCGUACAGGAUCGUCCAACGUUUCGUAUACACCACGGCCUUCAGAGUCGGCUACAGGCGGAAGUGUCCACCAUUUGACGAUUGACGUCACUUCCUUCGACUAACCGGGCUAUAGUCAUGUGACUUUUCUUCAUUUAAUCACUCUUACUAACAGUGUCAUCACGUUUAUGUUUUUUUUUUCUCAUGUAACAUUCUGAUUUCCAACGUAUUGUUUACGUGUGCGGUAGUUGCGUGCAAAAUGAAAGUGAUGAGCGAUGAAGUUUUUCACCAAACCAGCGUUUUACUGCUUGUAGCUUGCGUAUUUGCGAUGACAGACACGAACAAUACUACUGUCACACAGCACAUAGACAUGUGCACGUUUAUAUUGUAAAACAAUUUCUGCAGGGAAAUACACAGCAAUGAUCCCUUUUGCUUCCAAAGACAGCAGGAAUGUUCUGCUCAGGUCGUUACAAAUGUCAGGCAUCAUCGUCGUGGUCAUGUGACGCGGUUUCACUAUUAUGUGUACUCAAAGUUAUUGUCCUAACAAUAGAUUGGAUAAAUAAUGAGUUCAGGUAAUAACACUUGUAAAGCUUUAGUCUAUUUUAAAUUUAUGAAAGAGCACAAACAGUAUUUACCACAAGUGACACGCGCGCACACUCACAGACCACACAUAGGUCAGAGAGAACAUAACCAUUGAAUCGCUGAACAUUUUUUUUCAAACGAAUUAUAAUAAAAAAUAAUCUGCAAGUAACUAGUAAAUAAAAGCUACAGAUGCUUGUUAUUAACUGUAUGAUCGAGAAGCAUGUCUCAUAAAUGCGUGCACGGACGCGCUGACACAAUGACACCCUCAGCAGGCAAGCAGGCGCACUCUCAGACACACACGACAUCAACCACACACAAGCUCGCUUCUUUUGAACUAUUAUCUUGGGCACUCAGCCUGUGAUCGCAGGAAGGUCACUUCAUCCUCGGGGAGCUCGCAAGUCGGGGGAGAAGGGCAGGUCUUUGAGGCUGAUGGGUGCUGGCGGUCCCAGGAGGACCAGCCAAGGAUUGGAAUCGCGCCAUUGCUCCCCCUUCCCCCUUACCUCCACGUGGCGCUAGUCUUGGGACGGCUGCAUGGGUACCUCGCACUGCCACCUACCCUGUCUAGCGAGUGUCACGGGUCGAAGCCUGCUGCCACAAUGUAUCAAACAUUCGUAAACAGUUCGGAGGUUAACGGAUGUUGUCAUGAUGGUCACAGCGAUUCACAGGAUGGCAAGGAAAAGCUUCGAGCUGCUUACACUGAAGACACACAGCUGAAGGUUUGCAAGAUAAGGCUUAUAAUAGAUGGUAAUAAGGCUUAUAAUAGAUGGUAAUAAGGCUUAUAAUAGAUGGUAAUAAGGCUCAUAAUAGAUGGUAAUAAGGCUCAUAAUAGAUUGUAAAUAAGGCUUAUAACGGAUGAUAGUUAAAAAUAAGUAUUACAGAACAUACAGCUUAUAGUUGGCAGAAAACAAGGUAUGCAGCUGAUGGUGAAAAUAAUGUUUCCAGCUGAUGGUAGAUA